AUGGCAGAGAAGGUAUCCACGUUGAUCAUUGAAGCCAACCUCGAAUGCGAGAAAUGCUACAAGAAGAUUCAGAAAGUGCUAGGCAAACUCCAAGAGAAGGAGAAGAUCAGGACCAUCAUUUUCGACACGAAGAAGAACACGGUGACUAUCUCUGGCCCAUUCGACACGGCGAAGCUGUCCAAGAAGCCGCGAUGCAAGGCCUGCAAGGCGAUCAAGGAUAUCAAGAUCGUUGAAGAGAAGAAGCCCGAUGCCAAGAAGCCGGAGGAGAAGAAGCCAGAGGAGAAGAAGCCCGAGGAGAAGAAGCCGGCCGCCGAUGGCUGCAAGUGUUGCUGCAAGAAACCGGACGAGAAGAAGCCGGAUGAGAAGAAGAAGCCCGACGAGAAGAAGCCGGAGGAAAAGAAGAAACCCGACGAGAAGAAGCCAGAUGAUAAGAAGCCGGAGGAGAAGCCCAAAUCCAAGGAGGAGACCAAACCGGCCGCGCCGUCGACGACUGUGAACCUGCAGUUCACGCAGAUCUUACUGUAUUUGUUUAUGUCUAUCCGCAGCAAAGAAGGUGUAGCUGCCACGUACAUUCUCAGUGUGAAAAUAUAUGUUCUCCGAACAAUUGAUGUAGCUUUGUAUAGAUAA
This is a messenger RNA of Triticum turgidum subsp. durum (durum wheat), 627 nucleotides long. NCBI's taxonomy places the organism in Eukaryota, Viridiplantae, Streptophyta, Magnoliopsida, Poales, Poaceae. The record is from the annotation of a GenBank genome assembly.